This is a messenger RNA of Orbicella faveolata, 1745 nucleotides long. RefSeq lists its product as uncharacterized. The record is from RefSeq and is a predicted model, not a curated record. Lineage: Eukaryota; Metazoa; Cnidaria; Anthozoa; Scleractinia; Merulinidae.
CACCUUCACAUUUCAUUACCGAGCUUAAAAUUCACCAUCUUUAUUAACUUAUCACCACUCAUUUAAUAUUAGUAUUUCCACUGUUACCUAAAGCUGUGCUCAAAACUCAUACUGGGCCUUAAGAAUAGCCAUUUCAAAUGUUAAAAUUGCGCUUAAACCUUAUUCUUAGAGCGGAGAGAGACAGCAUGAACUUCGACUAAUGCAAGGAGCAUAUGCUUGAACGCUGCCAAACUUUCAUUGGAGUAAGGGUGUUAGGCACCUAAUUUUCACUCUUCGUUUUUUAAUUUCAUGGUAAAGUUUUCUACUACAGGUUUCGCCACUACCACCACCGUUACCUCCACUACUGCCACUACUAAUAUUACUGCUGCAGCUACAUCAACGUGCUGUCAAUGCCGCUGCUUUAUCAAGGAAAACACUAAAGGAGAUAUAUUGUGCUUAUGCAUUAUACUUUUCAUCUUAUUUAUCAGAGUGUUGACGUCACUUCUGAAUCGAUGAGCCGACAAAUCAGUAGACAAACAAGCCAAGCCAGCACCGCAAGGCGGAUCAGCAGUAUUCGUGAAGAGGAUUUAAGGCCAACAGCUCAGACAACAGCAAUUGGCGAGUCUCCAGAUGAAGUCUUUCCCAAGGAGAGAAAACCACAUGAAACGUCUACAAUCAUGAAGCAAGUGUGUGACGCAGGAACGAUGACUGCCCCUGAAGUACAAGAGCACGUUGGCGGAGACAUGAUUAGACGACAAGACUCAACCGUCAGCGAGAUAGUGGACGGACCUGUCAGACUCAAGGAAUUAAGAGGUGUUCCCAUCCAACAAAUUGAGGAGGUGGGGACAGGACAAGGGAGAGAGAGUGGAGUUACCACAAUCCAAAUAGACAAUCAACAGCAAACCUUGUCACCAAAGAAGGACGCACAAGGAUGGUGGAAUGCUUUUACGGCAGAGGACGUUGACCGCUUACUGGAGCUUGGGAACUGGGGCCGAUGGAAUACGUAUACUGCCGAGGACGUAGACAGAAUGUUCCAACUGGGCCCUGUUAGACGACGGAGUCUUCGUCGGGGAUCUUACGAGAGAAGAUCUCUUAGAAGAUAUCCUCGGCGCUCACGGGAUGAUCACGUGGAUGUUCACGUGAGAGUUAGAGGAAGGCAGGAAACACGCAGUCGUCCCCAGUGCAUCAUUGCCCAGGCCGCGCCAGAAGAGAAGGCCAUAGUGCUGAGAGACACUAAAGAGACUGCUGAUCCCUUCAUUAGAAAGAUCAAAGUCGAUGAUGUCUAUGGUGCGGAUGCUGUGAGGGUCGAGAAUGGUGUUGUUAAAAUUAAAGUUGGUGACUUAACGUCUAGAGGAAAAAGAGCUUGGGCGAGGAUUCUACAGCAGAAAAACCGCAUCGUUGAGUCGGACGGCACUGUCACUAUCCCAGUCAACCAAGAUCAUUACGAAGAUGGCGUAUACUACACAAACUACUACCAAGGACAAGAGCAAGACGGCACCGUGCGAAUACCAAUCACAGUCAAGAUACAGGAACAGAACAAAGCCAAGGCCAACAAGCUACGCGUUGUCAGGGAGAUGAAAAGAAGCGGAAGCAUGAGACGCAAGCGAAGGACCGCUGGUAGCAGAGGGUAUAUCGUGGGCGCACGGUACUACAGUGGGAACUUGAUGUUGAAGUCUGCUGAUGGAUAUCGCUCGCAGGGAAAUCAGCGGGAGAUUGUUUUGAGGCAACGGCAAGACGGUGCAAAGAUUGCUAGCAAUGAAAUUGUG